Molecule: messenger RNA, 651 nt
Organism: Perkinsus marinus ATCC 50983
Lineage: Eukaryota; Perkinsozoa; Perkinsida; Perkinsidae
Exons: 1
Coding region: 1-651 (216 amino acids)
Source: RefSeq, a predicted model, not a curated record
AUGAACGUCAGGGCAAACUGCAUACCUACUAGAUCGUUCCCGAAGCGCCAACGAGACCCGAACUGCCGCGUCUGUGGAAGGACUGAUGAGUCCAUAACCCAUCUCCUGACAUCUUGUGUAGCCCUUCAACAUGCUGAGUACCUGCACCGACAUAAUGCUGUGGCCAAGGUCAUCUACAGCAAUGCCUUAGAGCUCCUCGGAUUCAAGAUGCAGGAGGAGUACUGGACGUGGACGAGGCCGCCAUCGAUGACGCAUGGGGAGAAGAGAGUGUUAUGGGACCAGAACAUCCCCACGCCGAGGAGAGUUGAGCAUUCAAGGCCUGACCUGCUAAUCCGCAACGGCAAACGGAUAGUCGUCUGCGAGAUAGGCGUAACGUCUGACAGCAACGUCGUCCAGAAGGAGCGAGAGAAGAAACUCCGCUACCAACCAUUGCUUCGGGAACUGCAGCAACUCCAUCCCGACUGCACCAUACAGCUCUUGGUAGUGGUCAUUGGGGUAACCGGAGCCAUCACGAAGCAGUUAGUAAGAGGAGUGAGAGAAGCUGGUCUCGACUGUAGUAUUGUAUCUAAGAUGCAGAGGGCUGCUGCCACGCAUUCGGCCCAUCUGCUACUUCGCAUCUUGUACUCUCGCAAACUGUUGGCUGUGGAGUAA